GGAGUUGGAGGAGGUGAAGUGUAAAGUGACUCUGGAAUGAGCGAAGAUGAGGCCGACACCAGGACGUGGUGGUUUUACUCUGCACUGGUGCUGAACCCCGUCUGGCCGGGAGCUUUAUUUGGAUCUCAUUCUGCACCUGCAUGGGUAAAGAGACUGACGACCACCAUAGGUACCGACUGUGUGGCUCGGCCUGAGUUAUUGCUGCGAGGUGUGAGACUGCCAGAGGCGCACAACAUGCGCGAAGGAGAAAACAGUUACAGUUGCACCCGUCGCCGGUCCAGGAAUUAGGGGUGUGGUCGAUCCCAGUGGUCCGGAGGGCCGCGGGUCGUAAUGGAGACUGUCCUGAGAGUGAAAAGCUCUCUGAGGACGCCCAUCCGGAAGCUGGCCGGCUGCGUGUCAGGGGCCAAGGGGAGGAGGCUCUGCGCCAAACGCAGGAGGACGAGGAGCGGAGGAGGCUUUCGAGGGGGCAAGGUGCCGGGGAAGACCCCCCCCCUCCGGGCUGCACCCCCCAGGGACCCCACAGUCGUUCGCUCAUACCAGGCAGAGCUGGAGAAGAAGAGGCAAAAAGCUGCGGGAGGCCAUGAACGCUCAGAAGAACGCAGAGAGAGCCGCCAUGAGGGCUCACUUCAGGAGGAAAUACCGGCUGUCGGAGAGCCGGAAGGACAGGGACCACCUGAGGUCUGCUGGCGGGAAAGUGUCGCUCCCUGACGAGCUGUCAAAGAUGAUUUAUCCUGAAACCAAAUCCAAGGACGACGGCUUCAACCUGCUGAGCGCCUUUCGAGGCCUCCGCGUCAGCACGGCGGCGCUCACAGGCAGAAAAAUCAGAAGGACGCCAGUUCCCACGCCAACAAAUAGGGACUCUUGUAGAGUCAUGUGAUCCCUACUGCAUGUAAUUAUGAAAUGUGAAGGAGCACAACUGCUGCUUCCACCUGACACCAUUUUAGUUGUGGUUAGAGUAAGUUUUAAUUUGAAUUCCCCACAUCCAGACUCCAUCUCCAUUUUUAUGAUAUUUCUAAUUCCUUUUUCCACUCAUCUGCCAAGGUCAAAGAUGAGUUGUCUCAAGUCAAAUGUAUGUUAAAAAUGUGGAAAAACAAAUCCGAUAAAUGCACGUUAAAUAAUACUAUGACAAAAAAGGAGAGCAGCAGUACAAAAGGAUCUAUUCUGCCUACUAAAAUAAACUCCAAUCUUGUAAUAGAAUUACAGUAAGCAAUACAAUCUAAUCUAAUCUGUAAGCACUGAUGAAGUAGCUUUUUAUUUAUUCAGGAUCAAUUGUGCCAUCAAUGACACAGAACAUUAAGAGUUCUGUGCAAUCACAAUGAAUCAAAUAGGACAAUGAAUUAAAUAGGAAAAAAAUCUCCCAGGUACUUUACAGCGACUUUUUGUCUUUGACUACUGAGGAAGACUUUAAAGUUCCCCACCUGUAAGAUGCAUGGAAGUGGUUGAAAAUGUGAUCUUAUUAGUUACCGUUAGGUUUAUGUUGGUAAAAUGUAAGGCUGGGCCCCUAAAACUAAGCCCUGCUACAGAGAGCAGUUUCAUACACAGAAAACGGUCAGUCGCUUUUCAUCUCUGAAUUUCUAAGCCAAGACUGUUCAGCUUCCACAUGCUGGACAAAUGUUACCCCCCCUCACAGUCUUUGGUGAGGAUUGGUCAUUGCAUUGUGAUCAUUUUGAGAAGAUUCUGAUACAGCAGUAUCAGGCUGAUGAUGAGUGAUGAGCUAAUAUACUAAGUAAUGUUGAAGAUGAGAGGGAAGGUCUUCAUUCGGAGGACUUUCUUUUUUUUUUUCAAGUAGCCGUAGC
Menidia menidia (Atlantic silverside) is the source of this 1796-nucleotide messenger RNA. NCBI's taxonomy places the organism in Eukaryota, Metazoa, Chordata, Actinopteri, Atheriniformes, Atherinopsidae. The record is from the annotation of a GenBank genome assembly.